CACAGGUUUUCGCCCGCGCGUCCCGAAUCCAUCCAAUAAGCACAUGCUGACGUAUCGUACGUAUAAAAGUACCGAGUGACGUAUUAAGGACUUUAGUCACAGGCGCCAUCUUGUCACCGAGGCGGAGAGAACGAGGACGUGAAACGACAACGCGCCCUAGAAAAUAACAGAAAACAACUAAAACGACACCAAAAGCUCCAGUUAGGUGGAGCUUUUCGAUCGGAGUCGAAACCGGAUGAGUUCAAAGACUGUUUGCUGGUCGGCGGUUGUGCUACCGGGGAGACCGCUGUAGUUUACAGCCGGGGGUUUUGGGCUCAAAGAUGGAGGAGAGCGCAGCGAGGAAGGAGGCCUGCCGGGAGUAUCAGUCCUCCUUGGAAGACCUGACGUUCAACAGCAAACCGCACAUCAACAUGCUCACCAUCCUGGCCGAGGAGAACCUGACCUUCGCCAAGGAUAUCGUGGCAAUUAUUGAAGCACAAAUAAGCAAGGCCCCACCUCAAGAGAAGCUUCCAGUUUUGUACUUAGUGGAUUCCAUAGUGAAGAAUGUUGGAGGAGAGUACCUUGCUGUGUUUGCUAAAAACCUAAUCACUUCAUUUAUUUGUGUCUUUGAAAAGGUGGAUGAAAACACCAGAAAGAGUUUGUUCAAGUUACGCUCCACGUGGGAUGAAGUUUUCCCACUGAAGAAGUUGUACGCGCUGGACGUCAAGGUCAACUCUGUGGACCCGGCCUGGCCAAUCAAGCCGCUGCCGCCGACCGUCAACGCCAGCAUCCACGUCAACCCAAAGUUUUUAAAGCAGUCUGAGGAAGCUCCGUCUCCCCAGCCAGCUCCCUCCCAGCCUCCUGCCGUGGUAACACCCCCACCCGUUGCCCAGCCGGUCCCUGCUGUGAGUCAGUCCAGCCUGACCCAGGAGCAGCAGAUCCGACAGCAGCUUCUGGCCAAACAGAAACAGCUCCUGGAGCUCCAACAGAAGAAGAUUGAACUGGAGCUGGAGCAGACCAAAGCACAGCUGGCCGGUGGGUUUGUUUUACCAACGGUCGCUCCAACCUCUGGUCCAGUUGCACCGACCACCACCAUAAAGCCCACCGUCAGUCAGCCUGCCCCUGUGGUCCGGCCCUGGAUCCCUCCGCAGAAUCAACCUGACCCAAAACCUCUGACCAGGGACCCUCGUCUAAACCGCUCUGCCCAGCCUGCUGCCCCCCAGGUCAAAGAGCAGCCUACUCUGAAAAAAGACACACCUGCGGUGACAGGAAGUCCCGCCCUGACACCAGAGAAACGCCCGCUGGAGAAGUCCACUCGUCUGGACAGAUCCAAAACCCAGAAGAAAGAGUCAGUGGAGGACAAGCCCAAAUCCAAGUCUCUUUCUCCAACUGCCAAACUGGUCCAAAGCAAAAGUAAACCGUCGGAGACGGAGAAGUCUUCUGAUGACUCCAAGAAAGAUCACAGGCCCAAGAAACGGCCGCAGGACAAGACCGCAGAGGCCAAGGAGGACGAGCAGAAGGAGAAGAGGAGGUGCAGUGACAAGAAGGACAGGGAGGAGGUGUCGUCAGCACAGGAUCUUCAGAAGUCUGGUAAAGGCAAAAUGAUGAACGGUUUGACCGCAAAGCGUGACCUCGACGAUUCUGCCGACAAGUCGGACUUCAAGAGUGGAGGCAGUGCACGAACACAUUCCAGAAAACGCACGCGCUCACGGUCCCGCUCACGCUCGCCCAACUCUUCACCGAAGCGGAAGGAAAGACGCUCACCCAAGGGUAGAACCCGAAGCAGCUCGCCAUCGCCUCACAAGAGCGGGAAACCAAGGAGGCCGCGGGCAGACGAACAUGGUAAGACGGGCCGAGAUGACCGUCUCCUACUCAGAAAGACCCAGUCGGACAACAGGAAGUCCAAGAGUCGCUCAGAGACCAGGGACUCUCACUCACCACUCAGUGCCAAGGAGACCAAGGACGGCACACAUCGAUGGAGGAGCGGCUGGGAGGACAACAAACACACCUCCAAGUCGUCAGAGGACACGCACCUGAAACCUGGCCCUCAGAGACACAAACCGUACAGCGCCCCAAGCCGACCAUCCACCCCCCGUACUCCAAAACAUCGGCUCAGCGUUGACGCCAACCUGCAGAUCCCAGACGUCCUCAACUCUGCCUCCAAGAAGGAUCUGCUCAGAAAAGCCAGCAAGCGUCUGGAGAGCGGUGAGAUCUCCCAGGAGGACUUCCUCAGCGUGGUGCACCGGAUCAAACACUUCUUUCAGUAUCAGGAGGAGAAGCAGCAGCGCUCCGAGAGCUGGGAUGACUCUGCCGAUGACUUGGCCUCCAACAAUCAGUCUCCUCAGACGGAUCCACCCUCCUCCAAGUCCCGCCCCCGCGAGGCCAUGGACCCAGCAGAGCUUUCUUACUAUGAACACAAGUCUAAGCUGAGGAAAACGCAGGUGGCCCACCGAGUGGCCAAGCAGGAGUGGGAGGGUGAGGACAAGCCGGAGGACGGCGAGAGAGAAGCGCCGGAGGAGAAGACGGGCAGCGGCCGCACCCCGAGCCACCCCCCACCUCACAAAUACAGACCAGAUGAGCGACGCAGUAAAGAGCGGGAGGAUCCGCGACCUCCAACUGGUCCAAUGAUUGAGGAGUACAACCACGGAAAAGAGUUCCCCUCACUGAAGUCCCUGCAGGGUCUGCGCUUCAUCCGAAAAGUCGACCCCAGAGAGUCCAGUGAGAGAGAGUGGAACUCCCCACUGACUGAACGUCAGCGCGACGAGCAGAAAAGCGGUUAUGAUGCUCCGCGCCGGUACCCCGUCGACGCCAGACAAUCAGAUCCUCGGAGACCUGAAAUUGCCCUCCCCCAUGGGACCGUGGUCCACAGGAACUGUCCAAGUCCAGGCAGCGUGGAUCAACCUGUGCCGCGGUUCGAGCGUGAACGUCUCUCGCCCAUCCACCAGAAGGAUUCGACAGAGAUGAGCCCCAUCCCUCGGUUUGAGAGUCCCAACAGUGAACACUCUGACGACGCCCCCCUCAGUCUGGACGCCCCAGCUCCACACCCCCACCUUCCACCCAAGUCCAUCCUGAAGAGGGGAGGUCCUCUGUCCGCCGUACGACAGCACAGUAACUCCCCGGGACACACGCCGCCUCAUGAACCUGGACCCCCCCUACAGCGCUUUGAUGGACCUGAUCCCAUGGUCCCACCUAGACCCCACCCUCCUGGCUGGUAUGAAGACGGGCCUCACCUCCAGGGGCCUGGCAGGUUUGAUGGAGGCAGACCGCCUCUCCACAACGUCCUGGAGCGGUUUGACGGACCGGACGGCCCACACAUGCCUCACGGCCUGGUGAGGGGCGGGGAUGGUAUGGGCAGGUUUGACGGACACCCUCCCCCUCAGGGCCCCGGGAGGUUUGAGGGUCCUAUGGGCCAACAGCCCCCGGUACGGUUCGCCAACCAGGGGCCGGGACCCAGCCAUUUUGAUCCACAACACUGUUUUGAAAACAGCCUGGCCCCCGGUCCUGGACCUCUGGGCUUCCAACAGCAGCGGCCUGUGCGCUUUGAUGGCCCCCCCAACCAGUUGGGCCCGAUGAGGUUCGAAGGCCCCAGUCGAUUUGACGGUCCAGCCCCCAGGUUCGACUCUCACUUUGAGGGGCAGCAGGGCCCCCCCAGGUUCCCUCCCCAACACAACAUGCAGCCCCCCAUGAGGCCGAUGGGCCAGCCCGUUUAUGAUAACCAGAUGGUGCCGCAGCAGAACUUCAACAUGGGCCCACAGCGUUUCCCAGAACCCAUGAACCCCACCUUCCCCACGGGACCAAUGACGUUCCCAGCACAGCCCAGUCUGCAGCAGGGGAACUUCAACAUGCAGCCGGCAGCCGCCUUCAACCAGUCGGGCCCCGUCCCUUUCUACAACACCGCUGCCCCCAGUGUUGGCAUGCAGCAGCCGGUGAACCUGAUGGGGAACAUGAACCAACCCUUCCUGCCUCAGAACACUGCCCCUUUCAGACCCCAGGUACCACAGGUGGGGGUGCCUCCAGAAAACCACUUUGGUCAGGUGGACGUCAACGAUCUUCUCUCCAAACUCAUCUCCAACGGCAUCAUCAAACCCUCGCAGCCUGAAGCCGUCGUGCCCGUGGGCAUCGAACCCACGGCUGCAGCUCCUGCUGCUGCACCAGCGGUCGAGGAGGAGGAAGAGGAGGACCAGGAGGAGGAGGAGGAAGAUGUGCCUGACCUCACCAACUUCACUCUGGACGAGCUCAAACAGCGCCAUGAGAGCGUGGUGACCAAACUGUACUCAGGAAAUCAGUGCUGUCUGUGCAGCAUGAGGUUCACUGCAGCGCAGACUGACAUGUACGCCGACCACCUGGACUGGCACUUCAGACAGAACCACGCUGGGAAGGUGGCCAGCAAGAAAAUCACACACCGCCGCUGGUACUACACCCUGACGGACUGGAUUGAGUUUGAGGAGAUCGCUGACCUGGAGGAGCGAGCAAAGAGUCACUUCUUUGAGAAGGAGAACGAGGAGGAGGUGCAGAAAAACCAGGCGGCAGCGAAGGAGAAAGAGUUCCAGAGCGUCAGAGCCGCCAAGGACCAAGUAGGAGAGUUGUGUGAAAUCUGUCAGGAGCCGUUUGAGACGUACUGGGUGGAGGAGGAGGAGGACUGGUUCCUGAAGGACGCCGUCAGAGUGGACGACAAGAACUUCCAUCCUUCCUGUUUUGAGGAUUAUAAAAACACGUCGUACGUCGACGUGACGCCUUCACCCAAAAAGCUUCUGACUGACCACCCACUCAGCGCCUUUGUAAAGAUGGAGGAGGAGGAGAGCGCGUGCACUUCCUGCUCCGCCCCUGACACUGACUCGGUCAAACAGGAAGUGGCUGCGGAAACUGCUGAGGUUCCUUUUGUCAAGGAAGAGGAGGAGGUUUUAACAGAAGUGCAAUCUGAGAACACAGCGUAACCCCGCCUCCUCCACUGCUGCUGCUGAAGCUCCGCCCACUGCCACCUGUCCUGAUUUUUGGAGGGAUGUUUUAGAGCGUGGGUGAAGCCUGGAGUAACUUAGCGUCAAUACAUUUUUGUAUUUGGAUUGUUGCGUGACCAUUUCAGGUCGAGAACUGUGUGUGAACUGAAGCUGUAAAUGAUUUAAUUUAUAAAUUAAAGUAUUUUUGGUAAAUUUCUGGUCUAACAGUGGUUUUACGUUGAAGUAAGGUUUUAUGGAGGGCUGGAGUUUCUGGCUGUGUUCAAGGUAAGCAUCACAUGUUCAGACAGCUGGAGACUCCGCCCACUUGGUCCCAUUGGUUCCCACUGAGGUUUUGCAGUCAUUUGUUUUUCUUAGUUUUCAAUAAAAAUAUAAUAAAAGUGUUUUGUCUGGAUGACGACUUCAUUUCUAAUAAAAACUGGUUUAAACUGAAAA
Cynoglossus semilaevis (tongue sole) is the source of this 5366-nucleotide messenger RNA. It is a transcript of the gene pcf11, whose product is annotated as PCF11 cleavage and polyadenylation factor subunit. Gene Ontology annotation, molecular function: mRNA binding; ubiquitin binding; phosphatidylinositol binding. Bases 321 to 4913 code for a protein of 1530 amino acids. Gene Ontology annotation, biological process: mRNA 3'-end processing; termination of RNA polymerase II transcription. The record is from RefSeq and is a predicted model, not a curated record. NCBI's taxonomy places the organism in Eukaryota, Metazoa, Chordata, Actinopteri, Pleuronectiformes, Cynoglossidae. Gene Ontology annotation, cellular component: cytoplasm; mRNA cleavage factor complex. The transcript is spliced from 18 exons.